Paracoccidioides brasiliensis Pb18 is the source of this 306-nucleotide messenger RNA. RefSeq lists its product as uncharacterized. The record is from RefSeq and is a predicted model, not a curated record. Bases 1 to 306 code for a protein of 101 amino acids. The transcript is spliced from 2 exons.
AUGCUCGGGAGUUGGCAAGACAGCCAACCACAGACACGGCAAUUUCAGCCGGUGAAUCCCAGGGUUGCAUCAAUCGCUCAGGAUAGCGCUUGUGCACCAGGGACUGACUCAUUGUUCAGUCAAGGGAUCCACGACUCCACGGGGAUGUCCGCGCUGCCUCGACAGGGGAACGUUAACUACACUCCGCAACUAAGUGAUGCACGCCACGCCACUUCAAGUCAGCCUGAUGUCGUCAGCACAAGUCCGAGGAGGACGGGGGCAGAAGGACGGGAGGCGUUCAAUCCGUAUAGCUGGAGUGCUAGUUAA